ACGAACCCUUAUGCUGCCCUGGUGAACUGCCUGAGAGCUACCUGGUUAACAGGAAAGACACGCCCGAUGGAAUAUCGGAAGACCCAGCUGGAGGCCCUGAGCCAUUUUUUGGCGGAGAAUGAAAUGGAAAUCUUACAUGCCUUGAAUGUAGACAUGCGCAGGCCUCCUUUUGAAGGACAAAUUGCUGAUAUUUCCUUAAUUAAGAAUGAAGUGAACGAAGCACUCAACAACCUGAGCUAUUGGAUGAAGGAUGAGUGUGUGGACAAGAACCUGGCCACCAAGCUUGACUGUGCCUUUGUUCGCAAGGAUCCGUAUGGUGUGGUGCUCAUAAUUUCACCCUUUAACUAUCCUUUUCAUCUCACCUUGAUCCCUAUGGUGGGGGCCAUUGCAGCUGGGAACUGCAUCAUCGUGAAACCUUCAGAGCAAAGCAGCUGCAGUGAAAAGCUCCUGGCUGAAGUGCUGCCUACCUACCUGGACCCGGAAACCUUUGCUGUGGUGACAGGUGGUGCUGAACCAACUAGCAAAUUACUGGAGAACAAGUUUGAUUACAUCAUGUUUACAGGGAGUCCCCGUAUUGGAAAGAUUGUCAUGAGUGCAGCAGCCAAACACCUGACGCCGUUAACUCUGGAGCUGGGAGGCCAAAAUCCCUGCUAUGUGGAUUGCUGCUGCAAUUUCCAGAAUGCAGCCAACAGAAUAGUCUGGGGAAAGUUCUUCAAUUGUGGCCAGACCUGCCUUGCGCCAGACUAUGUGAUUUGUACCAUUGAAACACAAGAGAGACUGAUGCCCUGCCUGCGUCAGGCUAUCCGUGAGUUUUAUGGCUGCAACCCUCGAGAGUCACCUGACUACGGCCGCAUGAUCAAUGACAAGCAUUUCCAGCGCGUCCGUGCGCUCCUGGACUCUGGCCGAGUAGCUAUCGGUGGAGAAACAGAUGAAUGUGACCGUUAUAUUGCUCCCACAGUGCUGGCUGAUGUGAAGGAAUGGGAGCCAGUCAUGCAAGAGGAAGUCUUUGGGCCUAUCCUGCCCAUUUUCAUUGUGAGGGACUUGGAUGAAGCCAUCCAAUAUAUCAACAGCAAGGAACGCCCUCUGGCUCUCUAUGCCUUCUCUUGUGACAACAAGGUUGUGAACCGGGUAUUGGACUGCACCAGCAGCGGUGGUUUCUGUGGCAAUGAUUGCAUAAUGCAUGCAACUUUGGUCUCCCUGCCAUUUGGUGGAGUUGGAUACAGUGGAUUUGGCAUGUAUCAUGGCAAGUACGGCUUUGACACUUUCACUCACCACCGUGGCUGCCUCUCGCGCUGCAUGGGCCUCGAAGCAAUCAACUGCAUACGCUACCCACCCUACAGCCAGCGCAAGUUGGACCUGCUGGUCGCCGCAACAGAAGUGAGGCGCAAGGGCUUUUGCACCCUGCUGUGAACACUCAACACAGCCAAGGCCUUCUGUUCCUAGGGGCUGCUACUAGGAA
Messenger RNA from Heteronotia binoei (common prickly gecko), 1459 nucleotides. RefSeq names its product aldehyde dehydrogenase family 3 member B1-like. Bases 67 to 1410 code for a protein of 447 amino acids. Gene Ontology annotation, cellular component: cytoplasm. The record is from RefSeq and is a predicted model, not a curated record. NCBI's taxonomy places the organism in Eukaryota, Metazoa, Chordata, Lepidosauria, Squamata, Gekkonidae. The transcript is spliced from 9 exons. Gene Ontology annotation, molecular function: aldehyde dehydrogenase (NAD+) activity. Gene Ontology annotation, biological process: aldehyde metabolic process.